GAAAGAAGCUCGCGGAUACUUUGUGUGAAACUGGGAAGACACAAAAUGCUGAGGAUCCUUAUUUUUCUACAUUGAGAAGUGUUUCUAGCACCUGUUGACCAUCUGUGAGGUACGGACUAAUGGCCGAGUUAAACUACCAGCUUCUCUUAUCAGUCUACAUCCUCACCUUCCUGAUCGGCCUUCCCGCCAACAUCCUGGCGUUCUUUACCUUCCUUCGAAAGGUUCAACGCAAGCCAACCCCCAUCGACAUUCUCCUGCUAAACCUGACAAUAUCUGACCUCAUCUUCCUCGCGGUCCUGCCGUUCAAGAUGAAGGAGGCCACUGACAAUUUGAACUGGAGCCUGCCAUAUUACCUGUGCCCCAUUAGCAGUUUCCUCUUCUUCUCCACCAUCUACACCAGCACGUUAUUUCUGACCGCGAUUAGCAUAGAGCGCUACCUAGGUGUUGCGUUUCCAAUCCGAUACGCUCUAGGCCGCCGACCACGCAACGCUGUGAUUGCAAGCUGCUUCCUCUGGCUUCUGGGAUCUCUUAACCUCAGCAUCGUGUACAUUGUGCCAUACAUACCCUCAAGUGAUAAUUCGAGCUACAGCAAGCUGCAACCCAAUCCUCACCUGAGAAUUUGCUACGAUAAUUUCACCGUAGAACAGCUGAACAUUCUACUUCCUGCUCGUCUGGAGCUUUUUCUCGUGCUUUUCUGUAUACCCCUCCUCAUCUGCUGCUUCUGCUACAUAAACUUCAUACGAAUCCUCUCCAAUCUGCCUCAUCUCGGACGACGCCGUAGACUCAGGGCCAUUGGGUUGGCGAUGGGGACGCUGUUGGUUUUCACCGUCUGUUUUAGCCCAUAUAACGUCUCGCACGUGGUUGGUUUCAUUCACGGUAAUAGUGAAUGGUGGCGUCAUUUUGCUUUGAUCUCCAGCACUCUGAACGCCUGUUUGGACCCCAUCAUCUUUUACUUUUCCUCGGCUGCUGUUCGAAGUGCCAUACGCUCAUGUGUUAAUGGUCUAAAGGAGAAAAUUCACAUUGUAGAAUGCAGAAGCUGCUGUUCUGCUGGCCCUUCCAAAGCUGAAGCCUACAAGGAGACAAACCCACCUUUUGACCUGAAGUGAGAAUCGAGCUACAGAAAGAAGUAUUGUUUGCAUUUACUUUCUGAGAGGUGAGAUAAAAAAAAAUUGAUGUGAGAAUGCACACUUUAUUCAGAAAGUUUUUGAAUUUUGAAUGAUCAUUUGGAUUAAACUUGGAUUUAAAAAUAGAUUUAUUCAAGAGAAAUAAAGAUAUAUAAUUAAUGGAUAAAUUACACUUGUGUUGAUUUCCUUUAAGUGAUUUUUCUCUGUUUACGCUGUAUAGAUAUACACAGAAAAGUACAUACUGUAAAUUGUAAAAUAAUUAUUAUCAAAUUAUGUUAUUAGUCUCCAUAAAGUGAUUUUCUCUAUGGUAA
Cyprinus carpio (common carp) is the source of this 1435-nucleotide messenger RNA. RefSeq names its product free fatty acid receptor 3. Gene Ontology annotation, molecular function: G protein-coupled receptor activity. The record is from RefSeq and is a predicted model, not a curated record. NCBI's taxonomy places the organism in Eukaryota, Metazoa, Chordata, Actinopteri, Cypriniformes, Cyprinidae. Gene Ontology annotation, cellular component: plasma membrane. Gene Ontology annotation, biological process: G protein-coupled receptor signaling pathway; cellular response to fatty acid.